Molecule: messenger RNA, 3749 nt
Organism: Bradysia coprophila
Lineage: Eukaryota; Metazoa; Arthropoda; Insecta; Diptera; Sciaridae
Gene: Gp150
Product: leucine-rich repeat domain-containing glycoprotein 150
Molecular function (GO): protein binding
Source: RefSeq, a predicted model, not a curated record
CUUCACCACACUCUGCCUCACAAAACCAUGUUCGUAUAUAUUCAUAUCGCUCUUCAAAAGUGUUUCCAUUCACUCCAAAAUGUGAAUGAAGAAGCAGACCAUAGUGACGGAUAUUGAACACCGAUAGGCACUUAAACACAACUUAAGUCAGUUCACAAUCAACAGGUGCAAGUAUAACAUUAUAAACGUUGUGCGUUGUAACAACUUUGGUGCAAUAAAGUGACCCUUUAACAGUCUUUUGUUCUGCAGAAAAUUAACAUAAAGAAUAAAUAAAUUGCCAAUUUAGUGAUCAUGAAGAGCCAUUCAUGGCUUAUUCUGCUUGUUGUAUUAUGUACAACACAAGUGCAUGCGAAACCUCCUUCAUCGACAGAGAAGGGGGUUGAUGAAAUUCACUCAACAGAAGCCACCAAAACCUCUAAAACCAGUAUAGUCGAUGUUAUGAGUGACGGCGAAACCAAUGAAGAUGAUUAUUACGACGAUGACGAAUAUGAGUACUACGACACCAACGACAAUUCGAGUACCGUUCAACCAUCGACAAAAGCUGAGACGGGAAGUGCAUCAACUUCCACGGAGGAAACAAUUUCCACACCACAGGCCACAAUUGUAGUCAAAAAAGACGAAAUUGUGUUGAAGCCAAUUGUUGAUCCAAAUAAUGCUUUGGAUGAGGAAGUGAGCAGUAGCAGCAACUCGAGUGAUGAUGAAUAUUACGAUGAAGAAGAUGAUGAUGAAGACAACGAUGACAUUGAUGAGACUGAUGAAAGUGACGGAAUAUCAUUCAAUGAAGAUGUUCCAUGUCCACGAGAUUGCGUUUGUCAGAGAAAUAUCAACGGAUAUUACGUUGCUACAUGCACAAGAUUGGAUCCGGGUUAUCAGAAAUUUGGUAUUGACAUAACCGAUUUGGAAGUUGUCGAUGUACCACCGAAAUAUCCGAUUGUUUUGGGCGCUCAGUUUUUCAAGAAAAUCGGCCUGAAGCAUGUGGCCUCAAUUAAAAUCGCUCAUUCAACAAUUCCAAACAUAAACCCAACCGCUUUCGAAGGUUUAACUGAGUUGUAUGCGGUAAAUUUAACGAACGUUGGUCUGGACAUGAUACAUCCGGACACAUUUGCUGAAAAUAAGAAAUUGCGUAUGUUAACGCUGAGAGGAAACGAUUUACAUGCCAUGCAAAAGAAAAUCUCUCCAUUCGUCAGCUACAUGAUCAAAUCGUCAUCCAUUGAGGAAUUGGAUAUUUCGAAUUGUAAUUUGAGACAACUGUUGCCCACCGCCUUCAAUAAGUUGCCUAAUGUUGUCUACAUCAAUUUGGCCGACAACCAAUUGAAAACUUUACCGGUUGAUGUCUUCGACAAAGUUGAAACUAUUGAAGAGCUGGACUUGUCAUCAAACGCAAUCGAAAGACUGCCGUCAACAAUUUUCAACAAGACAUCGCUUACCAUUUUGAGCCUACGAUAUAAUGAGAUCUCGUCGGGCCUGACUUUCGGCACACAGAAUAUCCAGAAAUUGGAUUUAAGUUACAACAAAAUCACAAACGUUGACAACUUUAUGUUCGAUUCGAUGCCCGGACUCACAACGCUGAUAUUGAAAGGAAAUUCCAUCCGAAAAGUUCAUCAAGCCGCAUUCCACCCGUUGAGAGAUUUGACACACAUCGAUUUAUCCUUCAACGAUUUGGAGCAAGUUUCGUCGCUGAUGUUCAUGACCAACAUGGAUUUGGAUGUGAUUCGCAUCAACGACAAUCCACGAUUGAAGAAACUUCCGUUGGAAGGAUUCGAAUGCGAAAAGGGUUCAUUCAGCGUGUAUUACUUCGAUGCUUCUAAUUGCGAUUUGAGCGAACUGGGUGAUGCAACUUUCGCCACCAUGCCCGAACUGACUACAUUGAAUCUGUCCUGGAACAAUGUGGAAAAUUUGGGAAAGAACAUUUUCAGUUACUGCAAAAAGUUGAUCGAGUUAGAUUUGAGCAAUAAUUUGUUGUCGCAAUUGGAAGAUGUGGUCUUUUUGCGAAAUUCGGCAUUGAGAAAGCUCAAUUUGGCCGGCAAUCCACUGCAAACUCUCUCAGCAAAGGUAUUCUUUGCAACGAAACAACUCACUCAUUUGGAUAUCAGUGACUGUGAUUUGCGAACAAUAUUUGCCGAAUCUAAGCCUGUCUUCCAGUUCGACAAUAUUCUACUAAAGCUAAAGUUCCUCAAUGUAUCCAACAAUGAACUCGAAAGAAUCUACUUGUCCGAUCUAUACACAAUGCGCAAUUUGAGCGUCUUCGACAUCAGCAACAAUCGUUUACGCUGCGACACUGAAUUCAAAUCAGUGAUGCAGUGGCUCGGAACGACGAAGAUAAAAUCGGGAAGUCUAGGAGUUGGCGAAAACGCUGAAUUGAGCUCCGAUGCAGUUACAAUUACUGAAUUCGUUGCCAAUCCAUGGAAAGAAUUUGCAGACGCUUUGUGCAAGAAGGAAGCGAAUAAGAAAGUCAUCGACACCAAUCGAGGUAAAAUCGAAGAUUCAGAGAGUGAAUAUGAUGAAGACGAUCUGGAUGAAGACAACGAGGUGCUGGACAGGGAUAUUGACGAGAGUGAAGACGAAGAUGCAGAAAGUAACUAUGACGAUGAAGAUGAACGCAUCCUUGAUCAAUUGGAGAAUAAUCGUGAGAUCAAGCUGGGUAACAAGGCUCAUAAGGGAAUCAAAGACAAAGAAUUUUUGGCGGAAGAAGUUCGAAAGGAUGAAGAACUUGAUGAUGAUAUCGUUGAUUUGGAUGAAUCAGACGAAACCGAUUUCGACAUUUUGUUCGAUAAACAACGACCAUAUCUCGCUUACGGUCAGAUAUCCAUCUAUAAUUAUCUGAAGCCGAUACUGAUAAUUGUAUUUACCGUUCUGGCUUUGUUAAUUAUCAUCGGAAAAAUUGUGUCGAUGAUGAUGCGAAGACGUGGCGAGAGAUAUCGCCAAGCAUUGUUGGCUUCAAAGAAUUCCAUUGUAUAUCAAAAAUUGUCCGAAGAGAUUGGACCAACUACACCAAAAUUUAAUCGGUAUGCUCCGAUCAAUCAGGUCUAAAAUUAACAGAGGGGGAGAAAAUCAUUUAAAUUUUUAAUGAAAGAAAGAAAAAAGAUUUCUGUUUUUUGCCUUUACACACUUCCCGAUAUCCGUUAAAGAUAUUGUGCCCGAAGGAAUGCGAUAAUCAAAAUAUCAACAAACAAAAAAACAGUCGGUUUAGUCAGAUCGAUAUUUUAUGUGUAAUUUCAAAGUUUUUUUUUUGCGUCGGCACCUUCCAGUACUGAUGUAGUAAUUGUACUUAUUUUUAACUUAAUAUUUUACCUAUUUAAUCGAGGAUAAGCUGCUAUAAAUAUUUAAUUAACUAAAAAGAAUUUUCUAAUUUUUCAUUGCCCAAACAAAACAAAAAUUGAAAAUGAAAUUUGUUCAAAUAAAUUAACCAAAACUAUCCAUGCUCUUCCAUCAGAUGUUGCAAAUACUUUUUUUUUGUUUAAAAAAAAACUCACUUUUUUAGUUACUUAGCUAUUGAAUGUUUGCUCUAAAAUAACGAAAGAUUAACAUUGUUCCACAAUUCGCCGUACACAUUCGACUUCUCUGAGAAUAUAAAUUUUAUAAAAAAAAUCUUAAAAUAAUUUCCGUUAUUACAAGACUUGAGACCAAACAUAUCGUAAACAAAAUUUUUGUGUGCCAUCAAUUCGUCGUAAUAGCGAACAUCCGACCGGGGUAUUUUUCUUUUGUUUUUUUUUUGUUACAAUUUUUUCGGAAUAAAAUUUUGCUUCGAA